Thecamonas trahens ATCC 50062 is the source of this 725-nucleotide messenger RNA. RefSeq names its product RPEL repeat protein. The transcript has 2 exons. NCBI's taxonomy places the organism in Eukaryota, Apusomonadida, Apusomonadidae. The record is from RefSeq and is a predicted model, not a curated record. The coding region runs from base 51 to 725 and encodes 224 amino acids.
GACGAGCCAAGAGCCGACACCACACUCACACUCACACGCACACAUACAACAUGUCCGAGAUUGCCAACCAGCUGGAGAAGAACCUCAAGGCUGACGCGCUCAACAAGGCGCUGCGGGACCGGCCCGAGGUCGAGGAGCUUGAUCGGGCGCAGAUCCGGCCGGACGCCGGCGUGGCCGACUCGCUGGCCGGGGUGAAGAACACGCUCGAGCGCAAGACCAAGGCGGAUGCGCUCAACAAGGCGCUGCGGGACCGGCCCGAGGUCGAGGAGCUUGAUCGGGCGCAGAUCCGGCCGGACGCCGGCGUGGCCGACUCGCUGGCCGGGGUGAAGAACACGCUCGAGCGCAAAACCAAGGCGGAUGCGCUCAACAAGGCGCUGCGGGACCGGCCGCAGGCUGAAGAACUUGUUGACGCCCAGAUUCUGACCGACAACCAGCACCUACCUGCAGCCAUCCAGUCAGCCCACAAGUCGCUGGAGCAGCAGAUGAAGGCCGACAAGCUCUCGCGCGCCCUCCGCGACCGCCCGGACAAGGACGAGCUCGUCGACGCCCAGAUUCUGACCGACAACCAGCACCUGCCGCCGACACUGCAGGGUGUGCACGCCACGCUCGAGAAGCAGAUGGCCAAGGACGAGCUGGCGAAAAAGGUGCGCAAGAUCUCGGCCGGUGCGCCGCCGACGUCGGCCGCUGCCGCCGCCGCCGCCGCCGCCGCCAGCAAUGAUGCCUAG